AAACGAUGUCGUUAUCAGUUGGUUCAUUAUUUGCGUGAUGCAGAAAUGCAGAAAAACAACAAAAUUUUGGUGAGAACCAGUGUGGUCGAUAAUGGGAGAGUAUUGUCAGUGGACUUGAGUGCAAACGAUCCGUGUCUGGGCUCCGCAUUCGUGAUCACUUUGAAAAAGGGGGAGAAAAUUGUGCUGGAGAAACCGAUCACAAGUCGGACGGAGCGUAUCGCGAAUGAUACUUUGGUUUGUGCCUCGUGUGACUUGAUUGUGUCGCUCCCUGACAACAUCCGACUUCCCGUGGAAUCAUCUGACCCGGUGGUUGUUUGGUUUGGACCGACGAUUCUCAACACGACCGGUUCGAAUGCGAGGAUCGAUUUGUACUGGGAAAUUCCAUCUCCGACAUACAAAAGUCAUAAAGUAAUUGCGGUCCCGUCCAAAAGCACCGGAGACAAUAUUUCAUUCGUACCUGGUAAGGGAAAACAUGAGUUGGCCGUCACACAACCGGUGGGUGGUGCAUCAUUUGUGAAUCUCUCUUGUGGGAUGUACGAUGUCAAAUUGAACAAUGGUGUGAAAACUGUUAUCAAGAAGUCUGUGAACGUGCUUUCAAGUAAAACAAAAGUCGUUUUUCUGGCUACCAACGAAAGUGGAAUCCAGUUGGACUUCACGCAGAACCAUCCGUGUCUUCCAUCUCGUUAUCACAUCGAAUUACGCAACGACAGUGGUACGGUUCUCACGGAAGGCUGGUACAAUGGGUCCAGAGUAAACUUGACAAACGAUUUCCUUUGUGACCCAUGUCACCUGAUUGCCUCAGUGCCAGAUGCUGCCCAAGGGAGUGUGGAACCUUCUGAUUCGCUUGCCGUUUGGUUUGGCGAAGGUGAACUGCCAGCCACCAACCUGGUUAUAGCCCCGGAUGUUGGCUUUUCGUCCUCUCACUUUGGUGGAAAAACGUCUCCGUCACGAGAAGGCUUCCUCAGCAAAAAUGGCUAA
Molecule: messenger RNA, 978 nt
Organism: Echinostoma caproni
Lineage: Eukaryota; Metazoa; Platyhelminthes; Trematoda; Plagiorchiida; Echinostomatidae
Source: the annotation of a GenBank genome assembly